AUGACCAAGUACGCCACCCUGCCCGACAUUGACACCUCGGGCGCAGACGUGUUUGAAACGCCCGACGUCCCACAGGAGCACUCUCGCUCGCGCGACUCGGACUCGGACGACGACCUCGCCCUCCUCGCCCGCUCAAACUCGCCCACCGCACUCCGCCGCACCGCUCCAGCAACCUCGCACCAGCCUCAAGUCAACACCGACAUCGACGCAGACCGCCUCGACGCCACAGAGGCCCGCCGUCGCUUUGGCGACGCCACGAGGGCGAGGCUCGACCGCCAGCAACUGCGCGACGACGCCGCCGCGCGCCGCCCGUCCCGCCGCGUCCUCCCGCCCGCGCGCGAGUACGUCGCCCACGCGCCGUCGUCCCUGACAGGCGACGAGACGCCCCUCGAGCGCCUGCGCCGCCUGCGCAGAGAGGUUGCCGAGCUCGAGGAGGACGUCGAGCGCGAGCGCGACGAGGCUGGCGCCGGCGCAGAGUCAGGCUCGGGUGCACGAGGAGCAGGAGCAGGAGCAGGAGCGAGCGAGGGCGCCGAGGGCUCGUCGGCCGCCGGCGAUGGAGCAGUGGCAGGAGCGGGCGCCACCGAGGCCAAGGACGGUCCCUCACCGCCAUCGCAGGCCAAGAAGGACUCGCGCGCCGUCUCGCCCGCCGUCCUCCUCCAGCAGCUCCACCUCCUCCGGGGCGACCUCGCCGGCGUCGCCGGCGCGCUCGAGGGCCCUCGCGCGACAGCGACGGCCGAGGGCGCGCAGGGUGCAGCGGGCGGGCUCGCGGCGCGUGCGAGCGAGUCGGCGGGCUUGCUCGCGCGGCUCGGUGCGCCGGCGCCGGCGGCGUCGGGCGCGGGUCCGGCGGGCGAGCAGCAAGGCGCUGCGCCGGCGGGGGCGGCGGGCGACAAGGCGAAGGCGAGUGGACGGGGCGACAUGGGCGAGGGCGCGCUCGAGCGGCGGGUCGCAGAGCUCGAGUUGGCGCUCGGCGCGAGCGGCGCAGACGUGUCCGAGUCCUCGCCGCACCCCGCCCCUCUCCUCCCUACCCUCUCCCGCCUCGAGCACCUCGUGACGCUCCUCACCCAGCCGCGCCACCUCGACAGCAUCUCGCGCCGCGUAAAGGUCCUCGUCCAGGACCUCGAGCGCAUCCACGACUCGCGCCGCAAGCUCGGCGACUCGAGGCCGCUCAACGUCGCGCUCCAGGGCGGCAUGACGCUCGCGACCGGCGGCGGCACGGGCGCACCGUCGUCCUCGUCGACCGCGGCGGCAUCGGGUGGAUCGGCAGCCCCGGCAGCCAACGCCGGCGCGCCCCAGCUCCCGCCCGACGCCGCCCAGCAGCUCUCGUCGCUCGCGGCGCUCCUGCCGCGCAUCGAUCCGCUCCUCCCCCUCGCGCCGCGCCUCCUGUCGCGCCUGCGCUCCCUCUCGGCGCUGCACGCGCGCGCCGCCGCGUUCGGCGACGAGCUCGGUGCCACGCGCGACGAGGUGCGCCGCCUCGCCGAGGCAGACCAGGGACUGGGCGAGGUGCUCAGGGGCUUGGAGGGCAGCGUUGAGGGGAACGAGGAGCGCACGAGGGCCAACUUGGAGAGCGUCGAGAGGAGGGUCGAGGACGUCGUGAGGAGGCUCGACGCCCUGUCGGCGCCGGGCAAGGCGGCGGCGUGAGCGGACGAGGAGCCAUCCUCUCUCUCUCUUGCUUCUCCGAGGUCGAUGCAACGAUGCGCCGGUCGCGUCG
This is a messenger RNA of Rhodotorula graminis WP1, 1708 nucleotides long. RefSeq lists its product as uncharacterized. Gene Ontology annotation, cellular component: dynactin complex; cytoplasm. Gene Ontology annotation, biological process: mitotic spindle organization. The record is from RefSeq and is a predicted model, not a curated record. Lineage: Eukaryota; Fungi; Basidiomycota; Microbotryomycetes; Sporidiobolales; Sporidiobolaceae. The transcript has 5 exons. The coding region runs from base 1 to 1638 and encodes 545 amino acids.